AUGGAAACGUGUGUUUUAAUACCAAAAGAGUUGUCACUUGCCACAACAACAAUAACGGCAAAUCAUGAAGCCGAAAUCACAGUGUGGACAACAUCGUACAUUGAGCAAGGCACAAUAUUCUAUCCCUUUCAAGGGACGAUACGCUGGGACAAAUUGGACGCAUUUCAAUAUCUCGACGAAAACGAUAUCCGAUAUCGUUUCGGCUUGUACGAUGAGAUCUCAGAUGCUUUCCAUAGGCCAGUGCGUAGCUGUAAUUGGAUACGCUUUCUGCGUGUUUCCAGCGUAUGUGAUUCUAAUGUAAAUAUGAUUUGUACGAAGGUGAAAGGUGAACCCAUUUAUGAAGCGAUAAAACCGAUUACGGCGCAUCAAGAACUUGUUGUAUUCUACCUGCCCGAACGACCCGAAGAGGUAUUAUUCAUGCGAAUGCGAAUAUCGAUGUAUCGACAAACGAUGGAUUCCAUAAUGAAAGAUUCACCAAUCGACCUUUCCUCCUCCCUGCUGCAUCGCAUCUCACUACCCGUUUCACCGGUUUCGAGUAGUGAAGAUGAACACAAGUCAAUAUCGAGUGAUCUAUCCGGUUCGGUGAUAUCAUUAAAUGAACCUGUAAGUGAUGUUACGAGUAUAAACUCAAUAAACUGUGAAAAAGUCCGUGAUCAGCGAACGCCGCAGCGAACAAGAAUUGGUCGAAGUGAACGCUGUUUGCUGCCUUGUGAUGUUUGCGGGAAGGCAUUCGAUAGACCUAGUCUACUUAAGCGACACAUGCGAACGCAUACAGGUGAGAAACCGCAUGUGUGUAUGGUUUGCGGCAAAGGCUUUAGUACGUCGAGCAGUUUAAAUACGCAUCGACGCAUACAUUCGGGUGAAAAACCGCAUGAAUGUCAGGUGUGUGGCAAGCGGUUUACGGCCAGCUCCAACUUAUACUACCAUCGAAUGACACAUAUAAAGGAAAAGCCACAUAAAUGCAACUUAUGCUCAAAGUCAUUUCCAACACCCGGCGAUUUAAAAUCACACAUGUAUGUUCAUAGUGGCUCGUGGCCUUUUAAGUGUAACAUUUGCUUCCGUGGUUUCUCGAAACAGACAAAUCUGAAAAAUCAUCUUUUUCUGCAUACAGGCAAUAAGCCCCAUACUUGUGAAUUGUGCAACAAGAAGUUCGCAUUAGCGUGCAAUUUACGAGCUCAUAUGAAAACACAUGAAGGUGAUCCACAAGAUGAAUGUGUUCGCUGCGGCAAGGUGUACGUUACACUAAUGCAGGGAGUCUGCACAAGGUGCUCCGAUUCGAACAAUUCAACUGACACUGACAACAAGACUGGUUUUCAAUCGGGAGGCGAUACAACCACAGAAGAUGAAACCUCAAAUGGCACAACGGAAUGUAGUGACAAGUAGGAUACAAAAAAAUAAAAAAUAAAAAUACAAAAUAACAAAAAAUGCACAAAAUAAAAAAACCGAACACGAUAACGAUAACUACAUGCAUUCGUACUUACAUACAUACAUACAUACAUACACAAACAAAUAUACAAACUAUAAUGACUGCUGCUGUAAAUAUAUAAAUACAUACAUACACACUAAAUAUGCACAUAUUAUCUAUAAGCAUAAAAAUGGGGCGAAGAGGGGGUGUACAUACACACAUAUGUACAUACAUAUGUACGUAUGUAUGUAUUUUUGUCUAAGUGUACAUAUUCUCUUACUCUACUCUAAAUAUACUACAUACAUACUAAGUAAGCACUAGUCGUUAAGGAUAUUUAUAAAUCUGUUUUUUAAGUGACAUUACAAAGCAAGUAUAGCACAAGCCAAUAAAAUAGAUACUGAAGAUUUUUUGUCCAAGUAUGUAUAACUGAAUGGUAGUGUUUGAUGUUGCACCGCGUCAUUGGAAACGUCAUCGUCAUCGGCGGCGUCUGCGUUGGCGUCUGCGCUCCGUUGCCGUCGCUAUUGUCGGCGAAUUUGGUUUGUAUGUCUUGCAUGAUUUUUGUUUUGUUUUAGCACUUACACACAUAUAUAUGUACGUAUAAUUCAAUGGCAACAAUGUUUAGACAGCUUUUGUCGGCUAAUUGGACACGCGACAAUUUUUGAUAAUCUUCUUUUUUUUCAAUGGCGGGUUUGACCAAGUGGAAUACAGCGUUCUUCAUUCUCGUCAAAAUUGGUUUAGCUAAAAAAACGGAGAAGGUCUCGAAAUUUUAAUAAAAAUAGAUACUUUUUAAUAACGAGGUGCGUUUUUCAAU
This is a messenger RNA of Rhagoletis zephyria (snowberry fruit fly), 2216 nucleotides long. RefSeq names its product zinc finger protein 624-like. Gene Ontology annotation, biological process: regulation of transcription by RNA polymerase II; embryo development. Gene Ontology annotation, cellular component: nucleus. Gene Ontology annotation, molecular function: DNA-binding transcription factor activity, RNA polymerase II-specific; protein binding; RNA polymerase II transcription regulatory region sequence-specific DNA binding. Lineage: Eukaryota; Metazoa; Arthropoda; Insecta; Diptera; Tephritidae. The record is from RefSeq and is a predicted model, not a curated record.